This is a messenger RNA of Bactrocera oleae (olive fruit fly), 4691 nucleotides long. Lineage: Eukaryota; Metazoa; Arthropoda; Insecta; Diptera; Tephritidae. The record is from RefSeq and is a predicted model, not a curated record.
GUUUGCUUUCGUUACGAUUAUGACGCUUGACGCUUGACGCUUGGCAUUUUCGCUCGUAAAUAUGCUCGUUGGCCGGUGAAUGCGCACAGAAUUCGCAACGCUACGGACGGUGACGGACCCCGAAUCGAUCGAAUGUGAUCUUAGGAUAGCAACGAUAUCUGUAUCACCACUCCAUCAAUACCUUCGGACUCGCACAUACAUGUCUACAUAUACGUGAAAACAAUUGUGUUCGCUACGUAGAACAGUUAGUAGGUGCAACUAGUGCCGUUCGUUGAUUUUCGGUUUCGAUUUCAGUUUUCCAGCGGCAGUUUGGCGCGUAAAAAAUCGAGAGACCAGUUGUGUAUUUAUUGCAAAAAACAUAUGAAUUAAAAAAUCACAAAAAAAUCUAAUAUCAAAAAAAAAAAAAAUUUAUAUUAUUUCUAAAGAAAGCGUAAAUCAUUAACAAAAAAUAAAAACUAAAAUAUCUAUACAGUAUCAAAAAAAAAAAUAAAAUCAACAACAAAAAUAGUAAAAAAACAUAAUAAUAACAAAAACAAAAGUAUUAAUAGAAAAUCAAAACAAAAAUUAUAAAAAAACCAACAAAAAAAAAUAAUAAUAAUUCAAUCAAAAAUAACUCAAGCGCGCGUGUGUGAUAUAAAAAUAGCAACAUAUUAAAAUUAUUUCAAUAUCUUAUCAGUAUUGUGUUAUUUAAAAAGUAGUCAAAAGUUAAAGGUUUAACAAACGCCACUUAAUCGGCGGGAAGUUGAUUAAACUUUUUAGAGAGGCCUUUUAUGACGACAAUUCCAGCGCUGAAGCUAAUCAAACUAAUGAGCUGAGAACAGUAAAUAAUAGCAAACGUUAACAAACUAACAAUUUGUAGCUUCCAACACUAACAAAAACCAAUAGUAACACCCUAAUGCCAUGCUUGCUAUGAAUUAAUAAUUCUUCAACGUAAAAAAAAUAUAAAAAAACUGAGUAUAAAAAUACAUGAAAAUAAGAUAUUAUGCAAAUGAAAUAACAACGUCAGCAGCGCCUUUUGUGAAUGAAUGAAUUAAUAGACAGCAACACGUUCUAAAUAUUGCAGUCGCUACUUGUAAACGUUCAUACAUACAUAUACAUAUGUAUGUUAUGUCAAAUAGAAAAUCAAACAACAAAGCAAAAUAGCGCAAAACUUUGUCGGCAGCCACUUUGCAUGCAACGCACUUAUCGAAAAACAACAACAACUACACACAACAAACAACAUUGCAGUUCAUUAACGAAUUUCAUGUGUUAUUCUAUAAAUUCUUGUCGCUGUCAUAUUGUCAACUUGUCGCACUGCAGCAUAUACAAAUGUAUGUGUUUACGAUCACUAAUCCUUGAUAUGUGCGAAAUAACGCACGUGUUGCAUACGAAAUAAAAUAAAAAAUUCAAACGAACGCAAAUAAUUAUGCGAGUGCAGCGAAACAUAAAUCAAUCGAAUCAAAAAUAAAAACAACAACAACAAAACCUUCGAUAUGAAUUUUAAUGAAGUGCAAUAAUUUAGGCGCCACUUGCGCUGAUUAGUAGUGAUAUUAAGCGUAUAAUCGCAUUUAAAGCGUCGUAAUUGAAAGAAAAAUGCCGAAGGAACGCAACUUCAAGGUUUCCGAGUCUAGUGAACGGCAAGAGUUACUAAAUUUCCCGGUCAAUGCGCAGAUAGUGCAACGUCGAACUAACUAUGGCAAGCUGUAUGUGUCAUUACCGCUCUCUGAAGGGGUCCCCGGGAAGAAUGUUUCUACGGCGGACGGGAUUUUGGAGGAACCGCUGCCGUUGCAAGAGUUGCCAGCAGUUGAUGAAGCAACACCAUUUGGUAAUCAACAAAACCAUAAAAAACCGUCCCCAACGCUUACACACACAGCUAAUGACUGUAAAUUAACACCAGCAAUAACAACUGUGACGUUACAAGCGCAAACGUCACCACAACAAUAUCAACAACAACCGCUGCACAAAUCACACAAACAAAUGACGGCAAAACGUAAAAAUUCUAAUUCCAAUGAGAUCAACAACACAGCAACGAGCGAAGCGCCACCUGCCAAUACAACGACGAACACGACGGCAACAGUGACAAACGCUAGAGCAAACAGCGGCACGAUCACCGCCAAUAAUGGCCCCUCACCGCUAGCAACAGCGCCAACCACGCGACGGGAACCACACAUAAGCACGAGCAGCAAUGGUGAGGAUGAAACCGAUGUCAUUGGCGAUUUGGUAGGGCAUUUCGGCAAGUGGCAAUGUCUGAUGACAAUGCUGUUGUCGCUGUUUCAGGUGCCCAAUACAUUUCACAUAUCGUCGUCCGUUUAUCAGGCGAUCAACAAAAACUUCUGGUGCAGCCGACCGCCGCAUUUGCAAAAUCUGCCGGUAGAUGUGUGGCGCAAUCUAAGCGAUUCGCAGGACAAUUGCUUUCAGGCGAAGACUGACUGGAGUCAAGUGGGCAACGACAGCUUGCAGCUGCAGCCAGCAUUGCAACAACUGAUACGCCAACAACAGCAAUCACAAGACAGUUUACCACACGACGCUUCGGCGGUGUCGGCAUUUCAAAAUUAUCUACUUUCACCACUGGCAGUGGUGCAGAAUGACACACGCAUACCCUGUACCGCUUGGGAAUACGAUGCCAAUGAUAAUUUGGGCAACACAUGGACUUCACAGUGGGAUUUGGUCUGCGACAAGGAGUACAUUAAGAAUGUGGCGGAGAUGUUCUUUCUGUUGGGUGUGGCAACAGGUGGUAUACUGUCGGGCUAUUUGUCGGAUAAAUUCGGCCGCAAGAAGAUGCUCUUCGUAUCUGCUGUGCUGCAGACGAUAUUCGGCUUGGUGCUCUACUUCCCAAAAUCUUUAGAAAUGUUUCUGCUACUUCGCGCCCUACUAGGCUUAGUCUCCGUGUCCGUCACAUAUGCGGGUCUCAUUUUGGCCAUUGAGUAUGUUGAUGGCAAAUGGCGUACCAUAGCCGGCAUGUACAAUUUAUUUCCACUGCCAAUAUCGUACAUGUUAAUCGCUGGCAUCGCCUAUCUGACGCAGGACUAUCAACGGUUACAACUGUGCAUCGGCCUACCGGGAAUAUUUCUUUGCUUUCUAUGGUUCGUCGUGCCCGAAUCUCCACGCUGGCUUUUGGUCAAAGGACGCAUUGCCGAUGUGAAGAGUAUAGUCGAGCGUGCCGCUAAAUUCAAUGGCCGGCAAUUACCACCAGACUAUGAGUCCAUGUUGAAACCACCACCGCAAGAAGACUCAUCACAAAAUUGCAUCAGCCUCUUCAAUUCGGGAUAUCUGCGCUGUGUGACAAUUUGCUUUCUUUGCAUUUGGUUUACCAUGAAUCUGGUUUACUAUGGCCUCAUACUGAAUAUGAGUUCGUUUGGCGGAAAUGUUUAUUUGAAUUCGGCUUUAGCUGGCCUAGUCGAAAUCCCCGCCAUCGCCAUCGCCAUGUACAUCAUCACAAAGGUUGGCAAAAAGUGGCUCUUCUGCGCCACAUUCUUCUGCACAAGCAUCGCCUGCUGUUGCGCGGCUAUUACAGAGGGCAAUGAUGACCAACUCUGGCUGAAGAUUACAUUCCUCAUGAUUGGCAAGUUCACCAUCAGCGCCGGCAACACCAUUAUGCCGGUCUACACCGCCGAACUCUAUCCGACCGCCAUUCGUAAUGUGGGCGUGGGCGCUUGUAAUGUUGCCGCCGGUGCGGCACUGAUACUCACGCCAUAUUUGUCGUUGUUGAAUAAAAUUGAGAUUCAUUUCAUGAUGACACUGCUGACAACUUUUGCUUUCUUUGGCGGAUUUGUGGUGCUGUUCCUGCCUGAAACUAUAUCAGCUCAAACGAAAACGGAACCACGAGAGGAGAAAUGUUAGAAAUUUUAGCUGAGGUAACUUCAAGCAAUUGAUGCCACAAAAGAAUGAUAGGCCAUGAAGUGGAAAAUAACAAACUUUGUCAAAAUACGACGAAUUUAGUAAGCAAAAGAAAUUUUGCAAACUCACCACUGACGAUUUUCAAAUGCCAAUUAGCUGUAAAAGACGACACAAGCCCGAAGAAAUCAUAAAGAAAAACAGAAAAUUCAUGUGAAAGCAUGCAACUAUUUAAACGCAUAAGCGUACAGCGAAAGUAAAACAUUAACUGUAUUUUGGCUGGACCAAAAUUAAUGAACACAAACCACUAACUAACUGUAAUAGCAGGCAAUAGCAACAAACAGUUUAUUGAAGACUUCCAUUUCAAGCAAAACCCUAUUACAGCAAGUAUUUGUUUAUUGAAACUAACAUAUAUAUAUAAAAUAACGGUAAAUAAGCGAGCAAGCAUAUCAUUUAACGGUAAUAAAGUUGUUAAAAAGUUGUAAUUUAAGAAAUUGUUCUUCAAAGCUCAGAGAAUUAAUGAAAGCUCACAACAAUUAUCAAAAGUUUAAUUAAACUGAUAGUGAAAGUUCCGAAGCUCAAAGAAUUAAUGAAAGCUUACAAUAAUUAUCAAAAGCUUAAGUAAAAUGAAAGUGAAAGUUCCAAAUGUUAAAAGCGCUAAAAUUACUGUUGUGUAUGUAAGUUAUCAAACAAACAUUUUUCUUAUUACAGAAAGACGCUUAAAUAAAAAAUAUUAAAAUAAAGAAAAUAAAAUACACAAGUUCCCAAAAAAAAACUACUAAAUACAGGCAGGACCUUUUGUUGCAAAUUCAUAAAUUUAAGGAAAAUUGUUUUUAAUAAAAAAUACUAAAAAAAAAAUAAUAAAAGUAAAAACCAAA